AUUUCCACAUAUAAAUUUGGACCAGACGGCUUGCAGGCUAUCCUCUGGGAUAACAAGAUGGCUGCAGCUGAAGGAGCAACAUUUAAAGGUCUUCCCCGAAGAGACAAUGAAAAAAGAAGAAAGAAAAAGGACGUGGUUGCUCCAGUGCACGUGGAGAAACAUCCUCUCCAAAGCAGGUGGGCUCUUUGGUUCUUUAAAAAUGUCAAAAGCCAACCAUGGCAGUGUAACUUGCGUCUUGUGACAACCUUUAACACAGUGGAAGACUUCUGGGCACUCUACACACAUAUCCAGCUAGCAAGCAAACUGUCCUCUGGUUGUGACUACUCAAUAUUUAAGGAUGGCAUUGAACCCAUGUGGGAAGACAGUAGGAACAAAAGAGGUGGGAGAUGGCUGAUCACUCUGUCAAAGCAGCAAAGGCAUAGUGAUUUGGACACACUUUGGCUAGAGACGCUGCUGUGUCUAAUUGGUGAAGCUUUUGAUGAAUACAGUGAGGAGGUCUGUGGAGCUGUAAUUAACAUUCGUGCAAAAGGAGACAAAAUUGCAAUCUGGACUAGAGAGACAGAAAACAGAGAGGCUGUCACUUACAUUGGUCGUGUGUAUAAGGAGAGACUUGGCCUGUCUUCCAAGGUAGUCAUUGGUUAUCAAGCACAUGCAGAUACAGCCACAAAGAGCAAUUCUCUCACUAAGAACAAGUUUGUUGUUUAAUGAAGACUCCCAUCAUGUCCACACUUCUCAGUUGUACUCUGUGCAUACAUUUUUGUUUUCAUAGUGGGCAAAAUGAG
Molecule: messenger RNA, 782 nt
Organism: Nanorana parkeri
Lineage: Eukaryota; Metazoa; Chordata; Amphibia; Anura; Dicroglossidae
Product: eukaryotic translation initiation factor 4E-like
Exons: 7
Coding region: 58-705 (215 amino acids)
Biological process (GO): translational initiation
Cellular component (GO): eukaryotic translation initiation factor 4F complex; cytoplasm
Molecular function (GO): RNA 7-methylguanosine cap binding; translation initiation factor activity
Source: RefSeq, a predicted model, not a curated record